CAAUUCGCCGCUACCGCUUCACGCACACGCACUCUCUCGCGCCUUCAAAAGUCGCUGUUCCAGCGGUGACUCGGUGCAAAUUUUUUUUCAUGGUACACGGUGUUACGCGACCUUGGUAGCUGCUGGUGUCACGACGAGGCCAUAGAAAGACACAAGUGUUUCCCGUUUCGGACAAUUGUGAGCAGAUUUGUCGAGGAUGUCGUCGCAACCGGAAGCAGUGCCGCAGGAGAAGCCCGAGAAACCAUCGAGAGGAAUAAAUGCCGUGCUCCUGGGACCACCUGGUAGCGGCAAGGGUACUCAGGCUCCGCUGUUUAAAGACAGGUACUGCGUGUGUCACUUGUCUACAGGCGAUAUGCUCAGAGCUGAAAUUCAAUCCGGUUCAUCUCUUGGUGCUGAAGUCAAGAAGAUAAUGGACGAGGGGAAAUUGGUUCACGACGAACUGGUGGUCAGCAUGAUCGAGAAAAAUCUGGAGAAACCAGAAUGCAAGCGCGGCUUCCUGCUGGAUGGCUUUCCGAGGAACGUUACUCAAGCACAGAAACUCGACGACAUGCUCGGCAAGAGGAAAACAAAACUCGACACUGUGGUGGAGUUCGGAAUCGACGACAAUGUGUUGAUCAAAAGAAUCACAGGCAGGCUAAUACAUCCCGCCAGUGGCAGAUCCUAUCACGAGGAAUUCGCACCGCCUAAAGUCCACAUGAAGGACGAUAUUACCGGCGAACCUUUGAUCAAAAGGUCCGACGACAACGCGGAAGCUCUGAAGAAGCGCCUAAUAACAUAUCACACUCAGACUCAGCCGCUGGUCGACUAUUACGCCUUGCAAGGAAUCCAUUACUAUAUCAACGCCGCUCAAUCCACUGACAAAGUAUUCAAAGACAUCGAUCAGAUCUUCUUGAGAUCCACCAAGCAGCAGCAGAAGAAGAAGAGCUUCUUCGGUUUCUUCUAGAACACUGCCGACAGAAGUAGAGAAGUAGAGGAACAAAGAGACAUAGAGAGACAGAAAGACAAAGAAAAUCCUUCCAGAACAUUGUUAGCGUUGCGAGAAACAGUCAUGAAUAGUCGUGAAUGCAUUGGCGCCAUAAAAAUAAUAAUGUUUCGAGCCUUUGUCGUUACUGGUGUCCGUCGAGAUCAAUUUCGGAGCAAAUAGUAGUAACGUCGUGUUCACGCGCCACGCACGAUGUAUCACGCAGCAAUAUAUCAAAUACAUUGUAGUAGCAUUCCGUAAGAGACACUGUAAUUUUAUAAUAGUAGAGGCGCGUGAAGUCACGGUUAUGAAUCGAAUGCACACGAUUUAUUAACGCGUCAAAGAUUGUAAAAAAAAUAUAUAUAUAUAUAUAUAUAUAUAUAUAUAUAUAUAUAUAUAUAUAUAUGUGUGUGUGUAACGCCGAAGAUUAUAAUGUUAAUGUAAAAAGUGAAACACAUUGUACAUACAUACAUACAUACGUUACACGAGAUAGAAAGAGAUAGCAUUUUGCUUCGUCGUCACUACGAACGAUUCUUCCACGCGAUACUUUACAAUUGCGUGUGUACGGCGCGCACAGCAAAUACGGGAGAAGGUAUUGAUCACAUAUCUCGAUUUAGUUUUUAUUUUUACAUGUUCUACAGAAUUUACCGGCUUAAAAUGUGCAUGACUAUCGCAAGAAAUGAACCAGCUCGAUGAGCCGUGCACGUGCACACACUUCGAAUUUCGGCGUUACUAUCUUUAUAGACUGCGACUCGUACUCGCAUCCCGCAUUUAACAUUAUGAAUAUAGCAAUGCGAUUGUUUUUUAUUUCUAUAGUGAGACAAGUAGAAUCGGAGAUAUUCUCUGAUUGUCGUAUAUAGUAAUAUACUAUAUAGUAUAUAGUAAUUCUAUCCUAUAGAUAGAUCUUAUAACUGUGAAAUUAUAUAAAUAUUAAUUUAUAUAAUUAUCUUAUAAUUCUAGAUAUGAUCUGCGGUUGUGUGCCGAGAAUAUUUUAUCAUCGCAUUUAUUGUUAAAUGUGGGAUUUGAAUGUGGACCUACGAUUAUAUCGCGAUUAUACUCGUUCGAUCAUGUUCCGUUAGAGAAACAUUGACGAACGUGCAAUCGCAACCACAACUGUACAAACAUACGAAAAAGAUCAUCGCGUUGCCACCGUUAUGCCUACGUUACUUUCGAGGACACAAUUUUACGAGAGUACGAACGAAGCGCAACACAGAUCAGAGUCUAUUUUACAUAAGAGCAGAGUAACGUAAAUAUAUUCUGGUAUAACACUAUACCGUAUACACGAAAAAACCUAAAAUCCUAAUAUUUUCCGAGAGAAAUGAAGUAAAUCUGUAUAAGAAUAAAUCGUUCUGUGAAAUCGUUA
Messenger RNA from Odontomachus brunneus, 2324 nucleotides. RefSeq names its product adenylate kinase (gene Ak2). Gene Ontology annotation, cellular component: cytoplasm; mitochondrion. NCBI's taxonomy places the organism in Eukaryota, Metazoa, Arthropoda, Insecta, Hymenoptera, Formicidae. Gene Ontology annotation, molecular function: ATP binding; AMP kinase activity. Gene Ontology annotation, biological process: ADP biosynthetic process. The transcript is spliced from 4 exons. The coding region runs from base 197 to 943 and encodes 248 amino acids. The record is from RefSeq and is a predicted model, not a curated record.